Molecule: messenger RNA, 1023 nt
Organism: Brugia malayi
Lineage: Eukaryota; Metazoa; Nematoda; Chromadorea; Rhabditida; Onchocercidae
Exons: 7
Coding region: 1-1023 (340 amino acids)
Source: RefSeq, a predicted model, not a curated record
AUGAGCAUAUCUUCAUUAUUUUCUCGACUGGUGAAAGAUUUGUCAAAUGGUAUUAUUGCCGUAAAUAUAAAAAUUAAACAGAGUAAAUCUGACGCUAUAUUGAAAGCUGCGGUACAAAGACCUUUAAUUGAAGAGGAAUACUACUUUUUAAAACCUCUAUGUGAUACGUUUGAUGAAAUUCAUUGCGAAAUGAAUGCAGGAGAAAACAGUGCAUUACGAAUUUCUGCCGAAGAGAUUUUCCAACAUGUUUAUGGAUUGGUCUCUCCUCUCGAUUGCAUGGAUGAAAUAAAAUUAUCUCUUUUUGAAUUAUCCUUAUCAAUGUUAUUAGUUGUGAAAACUUUGCAAGAUAAUGAUACGACAGUAACUGAAGAAGAGAUUGAAAAUAUAGCAGAACAUGUCACAAACGCCGAUCAACUGUGCAAAGCUCUUUGUAAACACCCAGAUAGACUGAUAAGGCUUGGAAUAAUAUCUGAGCAGAUGUCACAGUUGCUGAAAAGAUCCAUUUUAUGGAUGGUAAAAAGAGGUAAACUCGGGCAUAUCAUUUCCUGGAAAUAUGUUAAAUAUUUCGAAUUCUAUGAUGAAUCCAAUAUUAACGAAAUUAUCAGUAUUGCAUCGGUGGAAAUGUUGAAAAAUUUGCUACACUCAUCUUCGCACGAUCUUCAACCAUCGAAAAAAUUUGCAUUAUAUUUUGCAUUGGCAAAACAUCAAAAUGAAGAAAAGAGAAAACUAUUAUUUGCUGUACUUAAAGAUGUACUGGAAAUAGUAGUAGAUAUUGCUGGAAGAGACUAUCUGACAGCUAUUGAUUUUCUGAGGCAUAUUCUUCCGGUCGCCACUGGUAGUGCAUAUGAGAGAGAUUUUGUGUCAUUUGCUUUAGCAAUUCUUGCAGUGAACUGUGAAUCGUUAUCCUCAAAUUUUGUAGCGCUACGCAAAACUCUUUCUCUUCUUCUGUUCAUAAAAACUUAUAUGCGACAAACAGGUGUGACCGCGUUUUAUUCGUUUGAAUUGGACCUUGUUAACAACUGA